Molecule: messenger RNA, 303 nt
Organism: Knipowitschia caucasica
Lineage: Eukaryota; Metazoa; Chordata; Actinopteri; Gobiiformes; Gobiidae
Source: the annotation of a GenBank genome assembly
AUGUCUAAAGCAGCCACAAAGAAGCAGCACUGGCGGUCCAAAGUGCAGGAUAGCUUCGUCCCGUUGCUGGGCCCGUCGGGAGAGCUGGGGAUUGCGGUGGGUGGAGGAGCGGACUAUGGAGAGUUCCCCUUCGUCACCUCGGCCCCUGGGGGAGGGCUGACGGUGGGAGAUAUCAUUUUGGAGAUUGGAGGGACGCCUGUGCUUGGGAUGACGCUGGGCGAUGUGAGAGGUGUGCUCAGCUCCUGCCCGCAUCCCGUACGAAUAAAAACAGCCCCGCAAGGUAUGGAGGCAUUUCCUUACUAA